CAGUGGCCGGUUUAUUAAAGAAGUUUAUUCAAUACUAUUGUAUUUGUAGAAACGUCACAAAUAGCAACUUGUUGAUUUUGUCUAUAAUCUUCAACCUUAUGUAUAAGUUCCAUUCAAUAUAUAAAGCACAAUAACAAACAUACCACACUAAAUUCAUUUAAUUGUCGAUUAAGAUCUGAAAGAGUGAAAACGUACGGGUCAUAUUCAAGUACAGUUUUAGAAAAGCUAUGGUUGAGUGAUACAACGAGUUUAACUGCAUUAUUCAACGGAUGGCCAAAGACACACUAACAAUGAUUUCUGUUUUGAUAGUAUGUAGCUUGGUUCUUACAAUACAUUGUGCAGAUUUGAAUGUAUCGACGCCGGUUGGGGUUAUUCGCGGUGUUGAAGCGACAAUUAACAUUGAAGGAAUUAAAUUUUCAUUUAAAAACUACCUUGGUAUUCCGUUUGCUAAACCACCAGUCGGAGAUUUACGAUGGAAACAACCGCAUCUCGGGCUGCUUGGAUUCAUGAGCACCAUGGAUGAGAACUGCCCGGGUAAUUUUGGAUUCUGGGAUCAGCGACUUGCACUAGAAUGGGUAAAUGAUAACAUAGGAUAUUUUGGAGGAGACUCGGGGCAAAUCACGAUUUUCGGGGAAUCUGCAGGGGCUAUAGGUGUUGCUCUUCAAUCCAUGUACCCGAGUAAUAGUGGAAAGAUAUUCCAAAGGGCAAUAUGUGAGAGCGGGGUUGGGUCUGUGAGUUUCAUUAACUAUACACAAAAUACAAAGUACAUGGUGAAUGCUAUAGCAGAGAGGGUUAAUUGUAUGGAAAAAAGUUAUGCAGAAGUUAUAACAUGUCUAAGAAAAGUAUCGUGGAAGAAACUGAUGGAAGUUGUGAUGGAUCUAAAUGAAAACGUAACACGACUUGAAUAUAUCAACUUUGAUACUGUUCUUGACAACGAUUACAUAAAAUAUGAUCCAAAAGAGUUAAAACACUUUCGGCAGACAGAAACAUCGAGGAAUUAGAAUUUUUCCGACGCAUUGAUUUUAUGAACGGCUUUAAUCAGUACGAAGGUGGGAUAUCCAGGCAAUACUUCACUGGGGGAGAUAUGGAAGCCUUCCAACCUACAUUUUCCGAUUUUGUUGAACUGAUUCCUUACGCAACUUUCGUGAUUGGUGAGGUUCCGAUCGAGGUAAUUCCGCUAAUUGCUCAUGAAUACACAGACUGGACGGAACCGAUUAAUUACGAAAAUAUACGACGUCAGUACGCACAUCUUCACGGCGAUAUCCAGUUUGGUUUUCCAGCCGUGGAAACUUCGUUACUUCACGCAGGAAGUUUCAGUCAGGACGGAAGAUCCUACAUGUUCCAUUUUCUCCCUUCCCCAACCAACCGGUUUCCGACAACUCCCACCUGGCUGCCGGGAGCUGACCAUGGUGAUGAGUUGGCCUUCGUUUUUGGGCUGCAGUCUGAUCCUUGGAUCAAACAGUGGGAAUUAGACCUGUCCCGUAAAAUGAUGAAAUACUGGUCAAACUUUGCAAAGACUGGAAAUCCAAACACCGAAGGCCAGGAUCUUCUAUUUUGGCCGGAGUACACCCUUUCAAAACAAGAAUGCAUGUCCAUUGACAAGACCAUGGACAAUGACUCGGUGAAACAACACUUUUAUGCAGAGAAGCUGGAGUUCUGGUCAAAUGUGUUUCCAACUACCAUAAAGGCGCUAGAAGGUGACCGAACUUGUUCUUCCAUCGACGGUCCAGUUAACGGUGUUGGAAGGUCUGUGACCAGAACCGGACACGCGAUGUUUGCUCUUAUCUUGUUGUUUGCUUAUGUUCUGUAAUAGAA
Molecule: messenger RNA, 1815 nt
Organism: Mya arenaria
Lineage: Eukaryota; Metazoa; Mollusca; Bivalvia; Myida; Myidae
Product: bile salt-activated lipase-like
Exons: 3
Coding region: 270-1001 (243 amino acids)
Source: RefSeq, a predicted model, not a curated record